UCAGUUUCUUUCUCGGGAGCUGAGAAGUGCCAAUUUCGAAAAUUGACAGUCAUAAUGGCUGCUGAAACAUCUUGGAUUUGGAGUGAAUGGUUUUGGCUACCAUCUAAUGUUUCAUGGUCAGACCUUAAAAACACUGACAAGGCCGUUUAUCCCCGGAUUAAUGAUCUUUCUGUAAUUUUUCCGUUAGCCGUUGCUCUUCUUCUCAUCCGCACUGCUUUCGAACGAUGUAUCGCCACACCCCUUGGGCUCCUAGCUGGAAUAAAAUCCAAGAACCAUUAUGACGCAACACCCAGCACCAUCCUUGAGAAGGUUUACAAGACAGUCUCAAAGUGCCCAGACAGGAAGCGUCUUGAGGGACUGGCCAAACAGCUCGACUGGUCGGUUAGAACAAUAGAAAGAUGGUUCAGAUGGAGACGAAACCAGGACAGACCGAGCAUGCUGGUUAAAUUCACAGAGACAAGUUGGAGGAGUGUGUUUUACAUUGCCUCAUUCAGCUAUGGUAUGUACAUCGUUCCCACUCAGCCAUGGUUCUGGGACCUUAGACUAUGCUGGCAGCAUUUUCCAUUCCAUCCGGUGACAACAGAGAUCUACAACUACUACAUGAUCGAGAUGUCUUUCUAUCUCUCUCUCAUUCUAUCUCUCUUUACCGAUGUGAGGAGAAAGGAUUUUGUUCAACAGUUAAUUCAUCAUUUUACAACUAUCUUCCUGAUGGGUUUCUCCUGGACGUGUAACUUCACCAGGGUUGGAUGUAUCGUCUUGGUAACGCAUGAUGUAGCAGACAUCUUCCUAGAGACGGGGAAGAUGUUUAAAUAUGCUCAGUUUGAGGCUGGUGCUAACUCCAUGUUCGGUGUGUUCACUGCUGCCUUCUUUCUGUCACGCAUGCUCUUUUUCCCGCUCUGGAUCAUCUACAGUGCUAUCUUUCAUUCUCUUGAGAUCAUCGGACCUUUCCCUGCGUACUACCUAUUCAAUGGACUCCUGAUCAUUCUUCAGAUCCUCAAUAGCUUCUGGUUCUUCCUCAUCGCCUGCAUGGUGUAUAGGGCCCUCGCUCAUGGACAGGUUACAAAGGAUGCAAGGAGCGAUGUGGAGGAAAGUGGCUCGGAAAGCGAAGAAAUGGAAGAGACAAAUGGGAAAAUGAAUCACAACCACAACUACACCAAUCACAUCAAUUCCAAUUCCAACUACAAAGCAGUAGCCAAUCACCACUGAGCAUCGUUUGAAUUCAUCCAAUCAGGAUGGGGCAUCGGGGUGAAAGCAAUCUCAACAUGCUAAUUUUUUACUCCACAGAGGGGAUCGAUGUAGAAGCCUUUAGCCAUUCCGAUCGCCAUUCAGCAUCAUUUGAAUGCGUCUAAUCAGGAUAAUUUCUUGAUUAUGUUUAAAACAAUGAUUUAGUUUGAAGUGGAGAUUAUUGAAUGUGUUAUCAAUAUUUAAAUGUGAAUAUCAUUGGUUGGAUGGAGUAUUCAUUAUCUUCUGCAGAAAUUCAAGGGGAUUUGAAUAUACAGAAGUUGAUGUGAAUAAUGACACAUGUGCACACCUUUAUACGAAGACUGAGGUUACUCUUUUUAACAGAGAGGACUGAAAAACGCAUGAACCACUUGUUCUUUUUAUGGCUAAAUAACCAAAUUUUUUCUAACAGAACGAGAUGCCUCUGACAGCAGAGGUAUUUGUUUCACGUUUCUGGUUGAAUGUUUAAUACCCAUCAAGAUGUCAUGUCCAUCUACAGUGAAACCUGUCAAUAAAGACCACCCGAGGGAGACAGGAAAAGUGGACUUUAUAGGCAGGUGGUCUUAUGUACAGGUGCCUAUAGUACAUGUUUCAAUGAGAAACCAUUAUCAAGGGAAACAAAAAAUGUGGUCUUUGGAGACAGGUGGUCACUAUAGCAGGUUUGCAACUAUAGUAACACAUUCAUUCAUCCAUCUUCUUUGAAGGAAGGUGGAUAUGGUUAGAUGAUGUAAACAAUUUUAUGCAAACUGAUCUUCUUGCUACCAUAAGUACAGUCCCCUGUCCUGUGUAUUCUCUACUGUUCAUGAAAUAAGUAAUGUAUUCAAAUACUGGAUCAGUCUUUCGUGGGUAUAGGGUGUAAAUUUUAUUUAUUUUGUGAGAAUUUUUAGUACUAUUACAUAUUUUAUUGUAAUUUGAUGGAUAAAUGUUUCUGGAUUGAAAUAGGGUUGUUUUGUAUAAUAAUAUGCCUUAAUUUGAAAAGUGCUUGCAGUUGGAAAAGUUUUGUGGGAUUCUCGUAAAUGUAGGAAUGAAAUGCUU
Messenger RNA from Strongylocentrotus purpuratus (purple sea urchin), 2256 nucleotides. RefSeq names its product ceramide synthase 6. The record is from RefSeq and is a predicted model, not a curated record. Lineage: Eukaryota; Metazoa; Echinodermata; Echinoidea; Camarodonta; Strongylocentrotidae. The transcript has 8 exons. The coding region runs from base 55 to 1206 and encodes 383 amino acids. Gene Ontology annotation, molecular function: sphingosine N-acyltransferase activity; DNA binding. Gene Ontology annotation, biological process: ceramide biosynthetic process. Gene Ontology annotation, cellular component: membrane.